AUGACACUCUUUGCCCCCCUUCAAGGCGUCCUCCGUCGACCGAUCAUCACAAAGCUGUCACAGUGUCUACUUUUUCCUAGAGCGUUGCCAGUACGGUGUCACAGCAACUUGUCAAGCCCUAAUAAACCUUCAGAUUCUCCUCUGCCGUCGAACGAUGCAAUGGAUGGGGCUGCCGGAUAUGUUCUUACAAAGGCAGACGACUUGAUCAACUGGGCCAGACAGGGCUCACUUUGGCCUUUGUCAUUCGGGCUCGCCUGUUGCGGAAUCGAAAUGAUGGGCUCGUCCAUGCCCCGCUAUGAUCAAGACCGACUGGGUAUCAUUUUCCGCGCCUCCCCACGACAAGCCGAUGUGAUGAUAGUGGCCGGCACCGUGACCAACAAGAUGGCACCAGCGUUGAGACUCCUCUAUGACCAGAUGCCCGAGCCCAGAUGGGUCAUCAGCAUGGGUAGUUGCGCAAAUGGGGGAGGGUAUUACCACUACAGUUACAACGUUGUCCGCGGGGUGGACCGUCUCGUCCCUGUCGAUAUCUACGUCCCUGGCUGUCCCCCAACCCCGGAGGCGCUUUUGCAGGGCAUCUUUCUUCUCCAAAAGAAGAUGCGCAGAACAAAGAUCACCCGGGCGUGGUAUAGGCGCUGA
Penicillium waksmanii is the source of this 636-nucleotide messenger RNA. Its product is annotated as NuoB/complex I 20 kDa subunit family protein. The record is from RefSeq and is a predicted model, not a curated record. The transcript has 2 exons. NCBI's taxonomy places the organism in Eukaryota, Fungi, Ascomycota, Eurotiomycetes, Eurotiales, Aspergillaceae. Gene Ontology annotation, biological process: electron transport coupled proton transport; aerobic respiration; mitochondrial respiratory chain complex I assembly. Gene Ontology annotation, molecular function: 4 iron, 4 sulfur cluster binding; quinone binding; NADH dehydrogenase (ubiquinone) activity. The coding region runs from base 1 to 636 and encodes 211 amino acids.